GCUGAGUGUGAAACCACCAGUGUGGGUUUGUGUUGUGGCAAAUCUCCUGCAAUCCACACAAUUCUCUUGGCCCCCAUGAUAACACAGAGACCCAGAGAGAGAGAGAGAGAGUGUGUGUGUGGAGUAUCGCGUAAAAUUGAUGGAAAUGGCAAUGACCCAGUUGGUCACUGUGGUGGCUCACGCCGUAUCGUCGUCUCCGGAGGAUGUGACCGAAUCUUCAGGGAGUAGGGGUCGCACCGCCUUUCAGUGGGGUGGAACCAUCUCUGCCCUUUUUUUGUUAAUCAUGAACCGAAUUGGGCGAAGAUCAUCCAUGCAGUAUACCCUUCUAGUCGUCUAUCUUGUCAUUAGUUUUCCAACGGUGCUGUUCAAGAUUCUAAGAGGACAGUUUGGAUGUUGGGUUGCCUUACUUGCUGUUGCAGCAAAUCUGUCCUUUCCUGAUAUCUUUCCAGUUUCUCGCUUUCUCCUAUUUGUCAUCACACCAGACUGGGUGGCAGAUGGGCUGCGCGAUAGUAUUGUUGGUGGUGUGUUUUCUCUCAUAGUUGCAAUAUUACUUGUUGUAAUGGAGAUUCGGGGAAUUGGAGGAUUUGCUAACUGGGAAUGUAAUUCGCAUUGCUGUGGUUACUGUCUCGGUGUACUUUUGUUGUUCUUCUUUACUACAUUGUAUCUAUGUCUGGGACUAUGGUAGAAGGUGCAAAACUUUUUCUAACCUGUAAAUGUUGUCCUAUUGCAACCUCAAUUGUUUGACUACUAAUUUCAAUAUUUUGUCUCCAAACUUCAACUGCAUAAAUUAUGUACCGUUGUUGUGAUGGCAUGUGUAAAAUACAGGGAGAUAAGGAAAAUGACAAAUUUCAGACCACUUUUUUAAUCUCGUUAGUUUGUUAUUACUGCGUUUACGGCCUGUUAAUUAAGUUGACAAACAUUUUGUCUGAAAACGAGUGAGCUUUGCCGACACAGAAUUGUGUUUUUUUUCUUGUCAGCAAGUGUAGAAGGGUUCAUCACUAAAGCCAACACUUGCGAGUGUUAAAGGUGGGCACAUUACGUGCUUUUAAUAAUCACCCGAAUCACCUAAGAACAAUACUUACAUAACGUAUGGAUGUAUAAAUUUAAAAUAAAAUAAUUUGGACAUUAAUCAUUUGAGAAUUAUAGCUCAAAUUUAGAUUUAAGUUAAAUUUAAAAGCUUUAUCAUAAUGAUUUAAAAUAACGAUGUAAAAUUAUUCAUUUAAAAAUCUUCCACGUUAAAGACUAUAGCUGUUUUUUUCUAUCUCAAAAAGUUGUUUUAUUUUAUUUUUUUAAUUUUAUAAGGGGUCAUCUUGAGGGACUUCCCCCAGGUUGAAAAUGUAUGAUGUUUAGCCAAUACAAGUGAUCACUCAUAAAUCAAAUGGAAAAAUCAAUCAAUUGUUUCUGGUCCAUAUAGCCAUGAUCAGAGCAUUAUAGUCUAUUAUCUAUACAGUGAUCAUUAAUCAAACAAGCUUGAUAUAGGUUGAGGUUGGUCCGAAAAGGAUCUUUUCUGGUUCGAACCUGGAAAAAUGGGUAGGUGUAUGAAAGCCAAAUUUUCUUGGUGUCUGAAAAUAAUUUUAAUCAUCCACUUUAUUGAUUGUACCUAAUAUAAUUAGUGAUGUCUAAAUAGGAUUUUGUUCACUCACCUGAAUCGGACUCCCCCUCAUCUCUCAAGCCAAUUCUUUUUUUAAGUUUUGAUGUAGAAUGAUGAUCAUAACGUGGUCCCAUUAGUUACUGUUUAUUUAGUAAUUAAUUGAAGUUAUGGGAAAUGGGCACCAAACUCAGCAUUUGAAUGGAGAAGUCAAUGUUGAUGUUGAUGAGCCCACUUUAGCUGUCCUUUCUAAUAAUAAAAUGGCAGUAGUUGGUUCAAAGGGAAACUUCCUAGUGGGUGCGAGUGUGUGUGUAUGCGUGAUGACUGUAAAGUUGCAAUGUUUGUGAGUUUGACUCAACAUUUUGUUUUUGUUUUUGUUUUUUCGUUUUUUUGUUUUUACAUCCGGGAGUCUUGUCGUGGUAAACACUUAUUUUGCAAUUAUUGUCCCCUAAAUUUUUUUCGUACAUAUGUCCAACCAAGCAAUCUCCUCCAUUUCUUUUUGUUCAAGGAAAUUUCAUGUUAACACAUUCAUUUAGGCAUGUUCAUAGAAAUUUGUUUUCUUGGAAAAUCAUUUCAAGUUUCCAAAUACAUUCCGCACAGCCAUGAAAUCUAUUCCUUAGACUUCAACCAACCUCAACACCACCUCAAACUAAAAUGGAGUUUUUGCCCCUCUUGAUCUUCACUGGCCUUUUGAUCUCUGGUCCUUCCCUGAUUCAUUCCCAGCAGCCUUAUAUUCGCAAGGCCACAACACUCUGUGGCAGCACAGAAAAUUCAACCUCUGUUUUUGGGUACACUUGCAAUGGCCUAAACAGGACUUGCCAAGCUUACCUCACAUUCAGAUCUCAAUUCCCUUACAACACUGUCUCUUCCAUCUCUCACCUACUCGGUUCUGACCCAUCACAACUCUCUCAUCUCAAUUCAGUUUCCGCGAAUGCAACAUUCGAAACUGACAAAGCAGUGCUAAUUCCUGUGAAUUGCUCUUGUUCAGGUCAGUAUUACCAAGCUAACACAUCUUAUGUUAUUGAACAUAAAGACACUUUUUUCUUGAUUGCAAACAACACCUUUCAAGGCCUCUCAACCUGUCAAGCUCUCCAGGCUCAGAACAGUAAUCGCACUACUAGGAACUUGUAUUCUGGUACGAGAAUUACUGUUCCUUUGCGGUGUGCUUGUCCUACAAAGGACCAAAUUGAUGUUGGUGUAAAUUAUCUAUUGAGUUACUUAGUUGCCACAACUCAGUAUGUCUCUCUCAUAAGUUCAAUGUUUGGGGUGGAUACUGGGAGGACUCUUGAAGCCAAUCAAUUAUCUGAACAGGACCCCACCAUUUAUCCCUUUACUACCCUUCUAGUUCCUCUAGAAAACCCACCAUCAAGUUCUCAAACCAUAGCACCGCCACCGCCGCUGCCGCCACCAUCUCCUCCACCGCCGCCAUCUCUCCCUUCAUCAAAUAACAGUUCCAAUAAAACAUGGGUCUAUCUUCUUAUAGGUGCUCUUGGAGGGGGUGGUCUUGUGUUGGUCAUUGGGGCCAUUGUUUUUUGCAUCUUCUUUCACAAAAAUAAGAAGAAAGCUGAUCCAAUUAUCGUCUCAGAGGGCUUCGAGGCAAUCAAGAAACAAUCUGAGAAAAAGUUGGAGGAAGAAUCCAAGGAGUUCUUGGCGAGUAUACCCAUUAUAGCUCAAUCCCUCAAAGUGUAUAGUUUCGAAGAACUUCAAUCCGCAACAGAGUAUUUCAGUCCUAAUUGUUGGAUUAAAGGAUCUGUUUAUCGCGGUACAAUCAAUGGGGAUUUUGUUGCCAUCAAGGAAAUGAAUGGAGAUGUGUCGAAGGAAAUCAAUUUACUAAACAAGAUCAGCCACUCCAGUCUCAUCCGCCUAUCAGGUGUUUGUUUCAGCGAAGGGCAUUGGUAUUUUGUUUAUGAAUAUGCUAUAAAUGGACCAUUGAGUGACUGGAUUUAUCACAACAAUACCGAUCAAAAGUUUCUGAAUUGGACACAAAGAAUGCAUAUUGCUUUGGAUGUCGCGAUGGGGCUUAACUAUAUCCAUAACUACACCUCCCCUCCCUAUGUCCACAAGGAUAUAAAGAGCAGUAAUGUUCUUCUUGACAGUGAUUUCAGGGCUAAGAUUGCGAAAUUUGGUCUAGCAAGGUCAGCAGAUGGGCAAGAGGGUGAAUUUGCCUUGACAAGGCAUAUUGUUGGGACAAAAGGCUACAUGGCUCCCGAGUAUUUGGAGAACGGUUUCAUCUCCACAAAGCUUGAUGUCUAUGCUUUUGGGGUUCUUAUGCUGGAGAUACUUACCGGGAAAGAAGUUUUCAAGCUAUAUCAAGGGGUUGACGUGCACUUGUCAGAGGUCUUAAGUGCUGUGCUUAAUGAGGAAAAUGGAAAGGAGAAUUUGAAUGGCUUCAUUGAUCCUUCUCUGCAAGGGAAUUAUCCUGCAGAACUAGCCCUUUUUGUCGCCAGAUUAGUCGAUAGUUGCAUAAAGAGGGAUCCAUCAGACCGCCCGGGCAUGGACGAGAUUGUACAGUCUCUGUCAAGAAUUAUAGCCACUUCACUGAAUUAGGAUUUGUCAAGUAGCAUCUCUGGGUACCAGAGUUUCAGCUAGAGCUUUCAGUGGAAUCUUUUUUACCCUUUUCUUGGCUUAUCUUUCCCCUUUUUUUCUUCUUAUGAUUUAUUGCAUAAAAAAUUUUCAGAUAAU
Camellia sinensis is the source of this 4270-nucleotide messenger RNA. RefSeq names its product cold-regulated 413 plasma membrane protein 4. The record is from RefSeq and is a predicted model, not a curated record. Gene Ontology annotation, cellular component: membrane. Lineage: Eukaryota; Viridiplantae; Streptophyta; Magnoliopsida; Ericales; Theaceae.